AUGACUUCUUAUAUCAACGCAAUCUAUUACCCCCCUCUUGGAAGGUUUACAAGGGGCGUUCUCCAGCUACAUUGGAUGUCAGCUCUGUUACACACAUCUUCUACGCUUUUGCUACGUAUCAACUUUCUUUCCUUCAUGAUAUACUUUACUAACUGUAUACAGGGUUAACGAUGAUGGCACUUUGGGAGUGAGUCUACCUACCAAGUCUCCUUAGCAUGGAAUUGACAAAAUCUGAUAUUUGAUAGCUUCUGGAUAAACACGCUGAUACCGAGCGAGAAGUGGAUGGCGAGAAAGGUUGUCUUGCAGCACUCGCAAAAUUGAAGCUUCAAAAGCCUAAUCUCAAGACACUGUUAUCUGUGGGGGGUGGAAGUGGCAGUGCCAACUUUCCCAUCUUCGCAGCGACUUCGACUGGUCGUGAGAACUUCGCCAGAACCUCCCGAGAAUUCAUCGAUAGAUUCUCACUCGACGGAAUCGACGGUACCAGUUACCCCCCGAAACAAUCUACCCUCAAACAAAAACCAUAA
Hymenoscyphus albidus is the source of this 524-nucleotide messenger RNA. The record is from the annotation of a GenBank genome assembly. NCBI's taxonomy places the organism in Eukaryota, Fungi, Ascomycota, Leotiomycetes, Helotiales, Helotiaceae.